AUGCAGACAGAUCCACUGUAUGGUACCAAUAAAGGCUGUCCUCCUCUUGUUGUAAUCCAAAAAGUUUUUCAUUAUCUGAAACAUGUACGUUUUAUAGCCAGUGGAGGUGAAGAGUUGUUUUUUGACCAAUACGGUGACCCACCACCUCGAUUUGACAUAAUGAACUGGCAGAUUUCUUCAGAUGGCAUCAGCAAGUUUGUCAGGGUAGGCACCUUGGAUGAUGACGGUCAUGGAGGGCAGCUUGUUGUAAAUAACAGUGCCAUUCAGUGGAAUGAAGCAUUCAGUCAUGCACCAACCUCUGUCUGCACUGAAAGUUGUUUAUCUGGAUUCUGGAAAGCUAUAGAAAGGGGAGAACCCAUCUGCUGCUUCAAAUGUGUCCCCUGUUCAAAAGGAGAGAUCAGUAAUACAACUGAUGCCACUGAAUGCAUUAAAUGUCCAGAAGAUCAUUGGUCUGAAAACAGUCAUUUGAAAUGCAUUGCAAAAGAUGUUGAAUUUUUAUCCUUUGAAGAACCACUUGGAAUAACUUUAUCAGCCAUAUCAACAUCAUUUAGUUUUAUCACCAUGUCAAUAUUCUGCAUCUUCCUUAAGAAUCGUGAUACUCCAAUUGUGAAAGCAAACAAUCGUGAACUGAGCUUUCUUCUCCUGCUGUCACUGACAUUAUGUUUCCUAUGUUCCUUGGUAUUUAUUGGUAAACCACUGAAGUUCACCUGUAUGCUCCGCCAACCUGCAUUUGGGAUAAUAUUUUCCCUAUGUGUAUCUGCUAUAUUAGCAAAAACAGCCACUGUGGUUAUUGCUUUCAGUGCCACAAAGCCCAACAGUAAGUUACAAAAAUGGGUUGGGUCAAAGACUCCUCUCUUGAUAGUUAUUGUCUGCACUAGUGUUCAAAUGCUCAUAUGCACUUGCUGGGUAGCUUUACAUCCCUCUUUUCCACAGAUGAACAUGGCAUCUCAAGAAACCAAAAUUAUAAACGAAUGUAAUGAAGGCUCUAUAACUGCUUUCUAUGUUGUUCUCGGAUACCUUGGCAUUUUGGCAACAGUGAGUUUCACUGUAGCCUUUUUUGCAAGGAAACUACCUGACAGCUUCAAUGAGGCCAAAUUCAUCACUUUUAGCAUGAUUGUAUUUUGUAGCGUUUGGCUGUGUUUUAUUCCAGCCUACCUGAGCACUAAAGGAAAGUAUACAGUUGCUGUAGAAAUAUUUGCCAUAGUGGCAUCUAGUAUGGGACUGCUUGGCUGCAUAUUUUUCCAUAAGUGCUAUAUUAUAGUACUAAAAGCCGAACUAAACACAAGGGAGCAUUUGAUAGGGAAGAGAGCUGUUAAAUAA
This is a messenger RNA of Protopterus annectens (West African lungfish), 1320 nucleotides long. Its product is annotated as vomeronasal type-2 receptor 26-like. The record is from RefSeq and is a predicted model, not a curated record. Gene Ontology annotation, molecular function: G protein-coupled receptor activity. The coding region runs from base 1 to 1320 and encodes 439 amino acids. The transcript is spliced from 4 exons. Gene Ontology annotation, cellular component: membrane. NCBI's taxonomy places the organism in Eukaryota, Metazoa, Chordata, Ceratodontiformes, Protopteridae. Gene Ontology annotation, biological process: G protein-coupled receptor signaling pathway.